Plectropomus leopardus (leopard coralgrouper) is the source of this 1936-nucleotide messenger RNA. The record is from RefSeq and is a predicted model, not a curated record. Lineage: Eukaryota; Metazoa; Chordata; Actinopteri; Perciformes; Serranidae.
AGGACCUGCUCUCCUUUCCAACGUUAAUACGGGGAAACUCCCUGCUUGGGGAAUGAAUUGAACAACAACGUUACUCUUGUAGAAAUACUAUGUAACUCAGUAAUUACGGAAUCAAGUACUCUCAUCAUGGUAGUUAGCUAACGUUAGCUACAACGCUAGGUUACUUGGACAAUCCUUUGAACUUGCUUGCUGACAGGUUAGCUUCCGUCAGCUAACUUCGCUAUGUGAACUAAGUAAGCCAGGGAAGUGGCGAUAAAGAAACGCCCUGCAACUCACUGGUGUUGCAGGUUGCUCUCAUGUGCCCAUGGAGAAGGCAUCCUUUGAGGGGUGGCUGGAGUCAGUCUCUGCCACUUUCCUUACUCUAAAUGACCAGCAGCGCAACCAGUCUCUGGACCACCUUAUUUCUUUAAGUGGUGCUGCCCAGCUUCGCCAUUUGUCUAAUGGACUGGAGACACUACUCAAGCGUGACUUCCUGCGCCUCCUUCCUCUGGAGCUGGCCUUCUACCUGCUGCACUGGCUGGAUCCUGAGACCCUGCUCACCUGCUGCCUGGUCUGCAAACAGUGGAAUAAGGUGAUCAACUCUUGCACUGAGGUGUGGCAGGGUGUGUGUCGAGAGCUGGGCUGGAGGAUUGAUGAAUCGAUUCAGGAUGCAUCGCACUGGAAGGGGGUCUACCUGAAAGCUAAACUGCGUAUGGUGCAGCUGCAUGAUCAAGAGGCCUUUGAGACAUCGUCCCUCAUUGGGCACAGUGCUCGAGUUUAUGCCCUCUACUAUAAGGAUGGCCUCCUCUGCACAGGAUCUGAUGACCUCUCAGCCAAAUUAUGGGAUGUGCGCACUGGCCAGUGCAUCUAUGGAAUUCAGACACACACAUGUGCCACGGUGAAAUUUGAUGAACAGAAGCUGGUGACUGGGUCCUUUGACAACACUAUUGCAUGCUGGGAGUGGAGCACAGGAGCUAAAAUCCAGCAGUUCCGUGGCCACACGGGAGCAGUCUUUAGUGUGGACUACAAUGAUGAGCUGGAUGUGCUGGUCAGCGGCUCUGCAGACUUCACUGUGAAGGUCUGGGCUUUGUCUGCUGGUGCCUGUCUCAACACUCUGACUGGACACACUGAAUGGGUCACCAAGGUGAUCCUGCAGAAAUGUGAAGUAGAAUCUAUGGUGCACAGUCCUGGUGAUCAUAUCCUCUUAAGUGCUGAUAAGUAUGAAAUUAAGAUCUGGCCUUUAGGGAGAGAAAUCAACUGUAAGUGUUUGAAGACGCUGUCAGUGUCAGAGGACCGCAGCAUUAGCCUUCAGCCUCGCCUGCAGUUUGAUGGACGCUACAUCGUCUGCAGCUCUGACCUUGGAGUUUAUCAGUGGGACUUUGCCAGUUUUGAGAUUCUCAGGGUGAUAAAAACACAGGACCCAGCUAACCUGUCCCUCCUCAGCUUUGGAGAGGUGUUUGCACUUCUUUUCGACAACCAUUUCCUGUAUGUGAUGGAUCUUAGGACAGAGGCCAUCUCGGGCCGCUGGCCUCUACCAGCUUACAGAAAAUCCAAACGAGGAUCAAGCUUCCUGGCUGGAGUGACCUCCUGGCUCAAUGGCCUGGACGGGGACAAUGACUCUGGACUGGUGUUUGCCACCAGCAUGCCCGACCAUAGCAUUCACUUAGUACUGUGGAAGGAGAACGGAUAGAAGCAAAUAAGGAUUUCAUAUCCCAGACUGCUAGGAUGUGAGCCGCCACCAUGUUUGCUCUGGAGUUUAUGAAUCUUAACAGCAACAUAGAUCAUGCAUGGACCAAAGCAUUUUGUUUUCAUCUGUUUCUUCCCCCAGCAUACAGUCCUCCUAAAGAAACAAACCUGAACCUCCAGAGAUGGAAAUAGAAGGUCUUUGGUCUCCUGCAUCGGCCUACAAUCAGCUUCAGUGUUGCAGUUCUUCAAAUAAAUAAAAGAAGCAAAUGCC